Zophobas morio is the source of this 1409-nucleotide messenger RNA. RefSeq names its product platelet glycoprotein V-like. The coding region runs from base 417 to 1352 and encodes 311 amino acids. The transcript has a single exon. NCBI's taxonomy places the organism in Eukaryota, Metazoa, Arthropoda, Insecta, Coleoptera, Tenebrionidae. Gene Ontology annotation, molecular function: protein binding. Gene Ontology annotation, cellular component: plasma membrane. The record is from RefSeq and is a predicted model, not a curated record.
AUUAUCAGAUUUAAGAAAUUUGAUUAGGGUUAUUAAUGUACGAAUAACAUUCUGAUAAGCGAUUAAAGCUUAUCAAUAUAAUAUAGGAAUAUUAUAAUCGAUGAAAUUUCAUAUAACUGACAACGGAUUUGAACAUGUCGAAUACACGUCCAAAAUGAUAAAUAUUUAUAAUUGCUAUUUAAAUUUUAUAGCGGGCGAACUCUACUUACUAAAGAGAUAAAGUGUAAUCAACGAAAACUGCCUUAUAGUUAGAACUAAACUAAUCAAUAAUUACUUAUUUAUUAACUCAAUUCAAGGAGAACUAUGUUGGGUAAAAUACAAACAAUUUUUAUCUUGUAUGUGAAUGCAAAAUACACAUUUUAAAUUCAGAGAAAAAAACGAUUAUUGGAUAUCAUAAACAAAAUAAAUUAGCGAUAAUGAGUUUUAUAAAGCGUAACAUCCUCUUGCGUUCAGUUGAAACAAAUCAGUUGCAGCAACACAAUAACAUGUCUAAAAUUUUGAGUUUUUUGAGUGUUAUUUAUAUUUUAGCAGUAUCAAGUGAUGCAACCACGUUUGAGAAAAAUGGAAUCACAUAUCACAUGAAAUAUGAUAUGAGUGGUUACUACAGUCUUUCAACACACGGAAUGCAUGUUCUGACGCCUGGAUUGAUCGCUGACAUAGAAAACAUCGAGUGGAUGGAAAUAGAUCAGCAGAAUCUUACUGAUGUCGAGCCUGGAACAUUUCGGAAUUUACCAAAGUUAAGAAGGUUGAAGAUUACUGCAAACAAUAUACCGCAUAUCAAGACAGGAAUUUUCAACUCUUUAUCUAAUUUGACUAACCUGGAACUGUACGUCAAUAGUGUGUAUCAAAUAGACCCCAACGCUUUCGACAAUAUGACAACUUUGAAAUACAUAGGUUUGUCGUUUAAUCAACUUGAAAGUGUGGAUCCUCAUUGGUUUCUGCAGACCCCUUCUUUAGAAUUUAUUGAUCUUAGAUACAACAGACUAACGAAAUUACCUGCCAGCAGUUUUGGUAAUAUCAAGUCUCCAGGACCUUUCAUUUUAUGGUUUGAUGGUAACUAUAUUACAAGAAUUGAUAAAGAUGCAUUUAGCGGAAUGAAGACAAUAUCAACACUAUCACUGGAUGGAAAUAAAUUAAAAACGAUGACUGGAGACUUCUUGCUUGGUCGGGAGAUAGACUGGUUAUCAUUUAGAGCCAAUAAAAUCGAAUGUAUAGAUCAGAGACAUUUUGCUACGGUCUUUGUGGCCAACUAUACGAAAAUUUGGUCCAACUCUUGGCAUAUGGAGUGUCUUAAAAAAAUUAAAACUUUGGCCAAAGAAAAUCACAAAAAUGUACUAUAUGAUCCAUAUUGAAAAAUGUAUUGGAAACAUGUUAACUAUAGAAAUUUUAAUAAAAUACUUCUGACAAUG